Molecule: messenger RNA, 4406 nt
Organism: Pelodiscus sinensis (Chinese soft-shelled turtle)
Lineage: Eukaryota; Metazoa; Chordata; Testudines; Trionychidae
Gene: IFT52
Product: intraflagellar transport 52
Biological process (GO): intraciliary transport; cilium assembly
Cellular component (GO): intraciliary transport particle B; centriole; cilium
Source: RefSeq, a predicted model, not a curated record
UGCGGGAGGGUUUCGGUCGAACGAUCCAUGCGCGUGCGCAGAAGGGCGGUUGCUAGGCGAGGCGCGGCCCUUAGUUACCGUGCCUUGCCUACGCGGGGGCGGCGUAAGAAGAUGGUGGCCACUCCGCGGGUCACUAUGGAAACAGAGCUUCGUAAUACUAUAGUCUUCAAUGCAUCCAAAAAGGAGAUUUUUACUAUCAACAGUGGUUACAAGUCCUUACAGAAGAGGCUUCGUAGUAAAUGGAAGAUACAGAGUUUAAAAGAUGAGAUCACAUCCGAGAAGUUAACUGGGGUAAAAUUGUGGAUUACAGCAGGUCCCAGAGAGAAAUUCACUGCAGCUGAGUUUGAGGUUCUGAAGAAAUAUCUAGAAGAGGGUGGGGAUAUCCUAGUGAUGCUGGGGGAAGGUGGUGAAUCCCGCUACGACACCAAUAUUAACUUCUUGUUAGAAGAAUAUGGAAUCAUGAUCAAUAAUGAUGCUGUGGUGAGAAAUGUAUAUUACAAAUACUUUCAUCCUAAGGAAGCCUUGGUCUCCAAUGGAGUUUUGAAUAGGGAAAUCAGCAGAGCUGCAGGGAAAAUUGUGCCUGGGAUAAUAGAUGAAGACAACAGUGGAAAUGACUCACAGGCUCUCACUUUUGUGUAUCCAUUUGGUGCCACACUGAAUGUGAUGAAACCAGCAGUGGCUGUUCUGUCCACAGGAUCUGUCUGCUUUCCCCUCAACAGACCCAUUCUGGCUUUUUACCAUUAUAAGAACCAAGGUGGAAAGAUGGCAGUGUUGGGAUCUUGCCACAUGUUCAGUGACCGAUAUUUGGAUAAAGAAGAGAACAGCAAGAUCAUGGAUGUGCUUUUCCAAUGGCUGACAACAACGGACAUCCAUUUAAAUCAGAUUGAUGCGGAGGACCCUGAGAUUUCAGAUUAUAUGAUGCUCCCGGAUAUAGCCAUGCUGUCUGAGCGACUACGAGUGUGUCUACAGGAAGGAGACGAGAACCCAAGAGAUUUUACAACACUUUUUGAUAUGUCCAUUUAUCAGCUGGAUACAACCUCCCUCCCUAAAGUUAUCAAAUCUUAUGAACAGCUAAAUGUGAAACAUGAACCUCUCCAGCUCAUUCAGCCUCAGUUUGAGACUCCACUACCUGCACUCCAGCCAGCUGUGUUCCCGCCUGCUUUCAGAGAAUUACCUCCUCCCAAUCUGGACUUGUUCGACUUAGAUGAAACGUUCUCCUCUGAGAGAGCUCGUCUUGCACAGAUUACCAACAAAUGUACCGAAGAUGACCUGGAGUUUUAUGUCAGAAAGUGUGGUGAUAUCUUAGGGGUGACAGACAAACUCCCAAAGGAGCAGCAAGAUGCCAAGCAUAUCCUGGAGCACAUCUUCUUCCAAGUGGUGGAGUUCAAGAAGCUGAAUCAGGAACACGAUAUUGACACCAGUGAAGCUGGAUUCCAGAAUGGUUAUUGAGCAUUGGCUUACUCUGUCAGAGAGAGAGAGAGAGACAGACUGACCUUCCUAGCAAAAAUUUACUGUAUCUCCCUCGCUGUCAAUUAUUUUUCUACCUGUUUGUUCAGUAUAUUGAAUUUUUCUUUGAACCUUUGGGUGUUGUAAAUAUGGAUAAAGUCUUAAACUUUUUUUUUAAAUAAAUGACAAAUAAGGGGUUGCCUUGUAAGUGGCAAUAAUUUUCAAAAGCAUUUUAUGUAACAAACAUUCCAUAUUUAAUCUUGAUUCUGUAUUUUAUUGGAGCUAUAAUUCUGUAAUCUGUGAAAUAUUUAAGAAAAUAUUUUAUUCCAAUUCCUACUUCUGUCUUCUGGUAUUUAUUUUCUUGUAUCUAAUGCUUAUAUGCAAAAUUUGAGUAUAAAAUGUUUGUCUUUAUAGAUGCUUGUAGCUUUAAUUGCACUGUAGAAGAGAAGCCACUCAUCUGUGAAAGUUAGUUUGUUUUGAGAGCUGCAGAGCAGAAUAUGUAGCCAUAAGUAGAAUUGGAAUUGAAUCUCAUGGAAUCCAUGUCUAAUCUCUAACUCUGCAACUGCUUCCUCUUGAUGGUCAAUUAAAAUGAAAAUAAGAAAUUUGCUCUGCAGACGCAAGCCUAAAAUGAGCUUCCCAAUAAGGAACAAAUAUGAAGAUAAGAUUCUUUGUGGAUUAGGCUUUAAAAAAAUGUACAGCACUAUGUACAUUUAGAAUAGGAAUGUAAAAUUCGGUGUAAUCCAUUACAUUUACAUCCCUAACUUAAAGGGGCAACAAUGUGGAAGGAUACAUAGAAUUUAAAAGGAAUAUAUUCCCAUCAUUGUCUGCUAGUGUAUGUGUUUUUCAAAACCAAAAACUCCACCAUACUUUUGGCUUGGCCUUAUUCUAUCCUUGUCUUAUUUACCACCUAUUUUACCAUGGAGUUCCUGCAUGUGGAGAACUGGAAUUAAAGUGCAGUGAUUGAUCUUUAAUUGUACAAGCUGAGUUUAGGGCAAACAAGAAAACUAAGAACAUAAAUGGUGAAAAGUCUUAGCAUUCUUCCACUGUUAAUAACAAGCUCUGUGUGUCAAGAGGAGCAAAGAUAUUUCUUAAUAGUUUUAAACCUGUUAUUGGCACUGCACAAGAACACAACUUCCUCUCGGGUAUGCAAUUGUGUCUUAUGCAUCUAAGGCCCAAACCCACAUGCAUAACCAGAUCCUUUCCCCCGGCUGUCUACUGUGUAGUCCUUUAUUUCUGACACUUCCUAGAAAUCGUGGUCUGCCUAUCGCUACCUUCAACAUUGCUUCUUCUGAAAGGUCUUUCUUUCACUUUCGUUGUCUUUUCCAAUAGUGCAGUAAAGAUGAGUGAAAGUCCUAUUCUUUCUGUUGCUGUCUUAUGCCCUUCCCCAAAUAUUGGUGCUAACACUGCUUGUCAGGAAAGAGGAUAUAGGUUUUUUCCCUGCCUAAAAUGCUAGCAUGCUGUAGACACUAUGCAAAUAUGCACUAUAUUCUGUUGGAGGAAUGUCAAAGACUGCUUAUCUAUGAAUUUGAUCCCUAGCAUCCUUUACUGUUUACACAAAUGGAGAACUUUUAAAUUCCAUAAGGUCCCAGUUGCCCUAACAACUCUACUGCAGUGAUGGAAGAUAAUCAUUCUUCAUCAGAGAUCACAUUUUUGAAAAAAGGCAACUGUGCUUUGUGUUUUUAUAAAUGUUACCUCUUUUACCCAAAACACUGAUUGGUACAAUCCAGCUGAAGAUUUACACAACAAUCUUAAUCUUUCCAAGACUACAUCGAUAUCCACCAAAGCCCAAGGGGCUCCAGCUGAACUACAGUUCUGCCCAGUUCUACCAAUAUUUAGGGUGUGAUGGAUAACUCCAGCAUGUGCUGUUCUUCAGUGUUGAUACUUCAGUCAGUAAAUAAAACCUUUCUAAAGAAAGCUUUAGUAAGGUGUUUUGCCACCUGUCUUUUGUUGUUGCAACAACAUGUUUUAGAAAUAAUAGUUACUAUAGCACUCUGAGAAUGCACAAUAAGCAGUGAGACCAACCCCUGAGCUAAGGUUUAUCCUUUAGGAUUUCUGGUGUUCCUGUUGGCAUUGCUCAUGGGACGACUGUAGUGAGCUUUAAAAUAAAUGAAGGCAUUUUCACUAACUUGUUGUAACCAGGCUGGUAUGUAGAUAGAGAAGUAUAUUAUUAUUCCUCCUUUAAAAGAAAAAUUAGCAUCUAUGAAGAGAGAAUGGCUCAUGGCCACCUCCAUCAGCCAUCCCUCCACAUAUAGUGAAAUCUCAUGGUUGCAUAGUUCUUCCUUCUCAUUUCAUUCACCUAAUGGAAGUUGAAACCCAUCAUAGCUGUUUUGCUAUGUGGAUGUUGGUUUAAGAGCAGUAGCCUGUCAGAGGGCAGGGAUUCAUGUGCUGUAACUACUCCACUAGAGCCUGAAUUUUCAGUAACAGUACAAGGUGCAGCUCCCUGUUUGUUGGCUACCAAUCAAGGACUGCCUUCAGAACCCCCCAAAACAUCACACCUAUAACUCUCCACAAGCAGCAGUGGCUGUGUAGACAGGAUUUAGGUAUGUUGACUACCCUGUCCUCUAACACUCUUGAAGUACAUAAUGUCCUGUGUACUGUUGUCAUAUGCCUGUGAAAGAAUAAGACAAUGUCUAAUUGCUGUAGUGCGACACAAUAGUCUGAUGCUCUGCUUCUAUAGGAGCCCUGCAGAAUAAUCUUCACCCCAAAUCAGAAAGAAAAUAGAAUUAAUACUGUUCUCAGAAACACAGGUUUUUUUGCUCCCUGUUUGGGGUCUACUGCAUCACCGUCUGUUACAUUAGCCUGAAGGAAUAUAUUCUCUUCAUAUGUUCCUGCUUCCCUCCUUAAGGUCCCAAGCAAGAGUUUGAUUGUUCAGUUAGCAAGAGGUAUGCUUUUGUUCAGUUAUAGAAUCAUAGAUCUGGAAGAGACCUCAGGAGAUCAUCAAGUCCAGCCCCCUGCCCAAA